CCCAUGUACACCCCAUCUCACUUGACGCUAUCCAUAUCCGAGUUAUGAACAGCCUUACCAGACUCCCCCAACACAUAUUGUCCUGUGUUGCUCGAACCAGGUAGAUUCACUUCUUUACAGACAUGGCAUUUAUUCUCUCAAGUCGCACGUUCUCCCACUCACCCUCCGACGGUCGGCGCGACUGCUGAUCCCUCCACCCCGCCACAGCCAUAUCCUGACCCUCCGCGUGAAUCAUGUUGUUGAUACACCAGACUGGCUCUGUCAAGGUCGGCGAGGUCGUACGAUACACAGUCACCUACACUCCCAGCCUUGACCGCAUCCUCCCACCGCCUACCCACCUUCAUGUCAAGAUCAAGAACACCUCGGCCAUCCCUCUGCGGGCUGCAUAUCUUCAUGGCCCCUAUACAUUAUACGUCUCCUGCUAUCCCUCAACAUUCGACCCGUACCAGAAAUUCAACGAUGUCAAGCUCCACGGUGCGCCCGAAUAUGAGCCCCAGCUCAAGGCUGGCGGUCAGUGGAAUGCGACAUUGACCGUCCCCGAAUCCGUGAGAGAAGACACCAAUCAUAGCAACAGUUCCCGUUUCGACGGCUCCAAACCCUCCCGCAAGUCCUUUACCUGGAUCAUCGAGCUUGCUUCACAGGUCAUCUUCUCUACGAGCGCAACCGUCCACUAUGAAGUUCUCAUUGGACGAGACGAAAAGUCGGUCGAUCUUGGUUUCCAUGGUGUUGUUGGAUCCGGUCAAGGUGCCCCUGGAAAGCUGGAGGAUCACCAGCAAAAUCGUACCAACCCUACCGGUCAACCGAAAGGCGUCUUCUCCAAGGCCGUCAGAUUGUCCAUCGAUGACACCAACAGCCUCUGGAACACUCCUCCGUUUCCCGAAUUCAAGAAAGACGGCGACGUCAAGGUGCAGGAGGGACCGCAACAUGGCGACAAACGAGACACUGACGCAAAGCCUGAUGAAAAACAGCACAAGCAGCAGAAGAUCCACCUCGUCCUGUUGACACAUGGCCUCCACAGCAAUCUCGGUGCCGACAUGCUGUACAUGAAGGAAAGUAUCGACACUGCUGCGAAACAAGCCAGACUAGAUUCCAAAAAGAGAAAAGCACAGAUGCGUGCCGAUCAGAUGGCCAAGGCCAACAAGUCCUCAGCUAAAGCCCAAGGUCAAAGGUCGACAUCUGCACCAGAGGUAUUGCCGGGCGGGCUUGAGGACGAAGACACCGACGCAGAUGAAGAGCAAGUCAUUGUGCGAGGUUUCAACGGCAAUGCAGUCCGAACAGAACGCGGCAUUCAGUAUCUGGGCAAGCGUCUCGCCAAGUACAUCCUGUCCAUCACGUACCCCGACCAGCCCUAUCUACCAGUCAAAAGCUCAAUCUCAAAGUCCAUCACCAAGACCUUUACUGGUGCCAAACCCAAUCUCCCGGAAGGAACGCAUUUGACGCACAAAAACAGCAGCAUUGUCAAGGAUGAAAACCACAAAGAUCACCAUAUGCCCUACAAGAUCACCAGCAUCUCCUUUGUCAGUCAUUCCCUCGGAGGACUCAUCCAGACUUAUGCUAUAGCAUACAUCCAAAAGCAUUCUCCCGACUUUUUCGACUUGAUUGAGCCUGUCAACUUUGUCGCCAUGGCCACUCCUUUCCUAGGUCUGAGCAACGAGAACCCCAUGUAUGUCAAGUUUGCCCUGGAUUUUGGCCUGGUAGGGAGAACCGGCCGAGAUCUCGGACUGACCUGGAGAGCGCCGACUUUGGCCAAGAGUGGAUGGGGUGCCGUCAUCAGUGGACUCACGAGUGAAUCACAAAAUGCCCAAAAGGAGCCGGACCCUGGGGCAAAACCAUUGCUUCGCAUUCUCCCCACAGGCCCUGCUCAUACUGCCUUGAAAAGAUUCCGUAAUCGAACCGUCUACUCCAACGUGGUCAAUGAUGGGAUUGUGCCGUUGAGGACUUCAUGUCUGCUCUUCCUAGACUGGAGAGGGUUGGGGCGGGUGGAGAAGGCUCGUCGAGAAAACGGCCUUGUCGGGACCAUGGUAGGUUGGGGAUGGGCCGAAAUGACCGGUCAAAAUGCAAGCGCGUCACGAAAAGGCUUGACUUGGAAUGAUCUUUUUGGUGAAAGUGGUGAUGAAACGCCUCGCAGUGGCAAGGCCUCGCCUGACCCCGAAUCCACUGUCCCAGCUGCAGAAGCCAGUCAAGCGUUUGACUCGUACGAAACAGCUCCAAUUGAACGAGAGGGGGCUGAGGUAACGAAAUCUGAAGCGACGGCGACGACGCAGGAUAGUCCUGUGACGGGUGCCAGCCUUUGGUCAGGCUUGAUGAGCCUACUGAAGCCGCAAGCCGGCCAGAAACCGGAACCAAAAUCACCCACCAAAACACAACGCAUUCUCCGACGUGGUCAAACCAUGCACCAUCAUCAUAGCAAUCAAUCUGAUACCGAACGCUCGCGACACAACUCCUUUACAAGUGAUGCAAGUCUAACUGAGGGCGGACGACCUUCUGGACUGGUUCGAGGGUCCUCGCUAUACACGAACAAUUCAGAUGACGGGAACCUUGAAGCACCGCCAAAGACGACUUUUUUCGAAGCUGCAGGCGAUGUGUUGAAUCCCCCUCUGCCAUCUCAAGACUUCAUCCUCGAUCCUGGCGCUAGACCGCGCACCAUCUUCCAUGAUCGAGUUUACCAUCCCCAGGACAUUCCUCCUCCUCCAGCCAAGCGUCAACGCACCAACUUGCUACCUAGAAGGUCAGGGUCUCGAGAUCCCAACACCUCCCAACAAUCGCUUAAUUCCACAGCAACUCUCGAUCAUGUACAAUCAGAAUCAAGCCUGUCUUCGGUAGGUAGACCGCAACCUGUCGGACAGAUGAAGAUUGAAGAAAAGAUCGCGCGUGCGUAUCAUAAGGAUUUAUCUUGGCGCAAAGUCCUUGUGCGUCUAGAGCCUGAUGCGCAUAACAACAUGAUCGUCCGCCGCAUGUUCGCCAACGCUUACGGUUGGCCCGUGGUGAAGCACAUGUGUGACACCCAUUUUGCCUACACGAUAGCAGCACGCACAAGAGACGAUGAAGAGGCAGCCGUGGAAAGGGCCGAAGCUUCUGAUAAAGCCGUGCGACCAGACGGCGAAGAGGUCAAGGGACAAACAGAUCAACCAACUUUGCAAGGGCUGGCAGUCAAUUCUGACCAAAUACCACAUCGUGCUGAUAGUGCAGAUGAUCUAGACCUGACGCCUGCCUCUCCUGCGGCUCUGGAAGGGAUUCAAGAAGACUUGGAGCAACUCCAUACACAUUGGAAGGCAGAAAGCUCUCGUAAACGAACGGAGCGGACCGAAUCCGAGAGUCGAGAGGCGCGGGACGACGUGUCAGAACUGGUCACCAUGGUCAAUGCGACUGGUAUUACCUCAAGUGCAGCGGGCUAUCCCAACACAAACUCGGGCAAGGCCGCGCUCUCAAGACUAGCCAGACAAGACAGCGCACGCUGGAGCGAUCGUUUCUUUGAAGGCGACGAGGAUGAUUACACCGAAGAUGAUGACAGUAUACUAGCCACAGAAAUCGACAAGGCACGGGCCCGUGAAGAACUCCAAAAAGCGGGAUCCACAGGAGGUGCUGAGCGAAUGCAGGCACGCAUUGCGGACGGAUUGACUAUCAGUCCACAAGUGACGAGACAGACUGCCACCAUGGACAAGAUGGGAAGUCCUUCAACACAGGGGUUCAUACUUCCAGACUCAACACUGACGAGUGAGCCUGGAGAAAUCGAACCUUUAUCUCGAGAUUCGGGCAAGGAGACGCCCGUAUUGGAGGACCAUUUGAAUCCUGGCUCAGUGACUGCAUUCAGCACCAACACUAAUCCCUUGGGCCUGGCAUUGAGCGAGAGGGCUAGUGAGGCGAUUGCUCAGGGAGGAGAUGGUGGUAAGGGUUCCAGCAGUGUAGCGGAACAAGUCGCAGAACAGAUUGCCGCUGCACAGGCAGAGAAACAGUGAACUUGAGCGAGGGUUGUCUUGGUGACUCUCCAUUCAGCUGCUCUCCUUGGUUGGGAUACCCGUUUUCUGUACGAUACGAUGUGUAGAUGACUACAUUGUAAAUGGACUCAUAUUACUUUGAUGAUCUACGAUAUAAACAUAAUAUGCAUGAAUGAUCUGCAAGCG
This is a messenger RNA of Exophiala mesophila, 4121 nucleotides long. RefSeq lists its product as uncharacterized. NCBI's taxonomy places the organism in Eukaryota, Fungi, Ascomycota, Eurotiomycetes, Chaetothyriales, Herpotrichiellaceae. Gene Ontology annotation, molecular function: monoacylglycerol lipase activity. The coding region runs from base 234 to 3956 and encodes 1240 amino acids. The record is from RefSeq and is a predicted model, not a curated record. The transcript is spliced from 2 exons.